Messenger RNA from Trichosporon asahii var. asahii CBS 2479, 546 nucleotides. RefSeq names its product import inner membrane translocase subunit. Gene Ontology annotation, molecular function: transmembrane protein transporter activity. Gene Ontology annotation, biological process: protein import into mitochondrial matrix. Gene Ontology annotation, cellular component: mitochondrial inner membrane; TIM23 mitochondrial import inner membrane translocase complex. Bases 1 to 546 code for a protein of 181 amino acids. NCBI's taxonomy places the organism in Eukaryota, Fungi, Basidiomycota, Tremellomycetes, Trichosporonales, Trichosporonaceae. The record is from RefSeq and is a predicted model, not a curated record. The transcript is spliced from 4 exons.
AUGUCUCACGCCGACCACACCCGCGACCCGUGCCGCCGUUUAAGUCCGCCCCAUGCGCCGCAUACCGCUGCGCCUCGGAGUAUUCAACGGAAAGCUGACAGCAGCCCGUAUGUCAUCCUGAACGACUUCGGAGGAGCGUUCGCCAUGGGCGCUAUCGGUGGUGGUAUCUGGCACGGUAUCAAGGGUGCCAGGAAUAGCCCCAAGGGAGAGCGUCUCGCCGGUUCGCUGUCUGCCAUUAAGGCUCGUGCUCCCGUUCUCGGUGGAAACUUCGGUGUCUGGGGUGGAUUGUUCUCGACCUUUGACUGUGCCGUCAAGGGCUACAGGCAGAAGGAGGACCCCUGGAACGCCAUCAUCUCUGGUUUCAUGACUGGUGGAACUCUUGCUCUCCGUUCCGGUCCCAAAUCAGCAUUCGGCUCUGCCGUCGGAUGUGGUAUUCUCCUGGGUGUGUUUGAGGGUGUUGGUGUUCUGAUGGGCCGCAUGUUCGCGCAGCCCGUGCCGGCGAUGCAGCUGCCCGAGCAGGCUCCUGCCGCGCCCGCCGUUGCUUAG